UGUAAAUUAUUAUCGGUCAAUAUGAAUGUUGGUUUAUCUUGUCAAAAGAGGAAUGCUAAUGUUCAAUUGAUAUUUGAAUCCCGAUUUAGAUGGAAGAAGAUAAGACGAAAAAUCUUCCGAUGGAUGAGGAAGAAAACCAGGAUUCACUGGUUGACUACGAUAGUGACAGCAGCGUGGUCACAGUGGUAGAGAGAGAGAGAGGUAGUGAUAAAACAAUAAGUAAAGAUGAAGAAGAAAAAGAGAACAAGAAGGAGACUGAAGCAAAAGGUGCAAUCCCGAAACGUGGCAAACCAAAAAUAAUAGAAAACAUAGAUGUAAAUAGAGAAUGGGCUGAAAAUCGUCCUGUACUACCAAUAGGGACAAAGAUGCUUUACGAGAAACAAGAAAAGAUGGUUGAGAAAAUGGACUCGGUAAUGAAGAUGUUGGAUAAGGUUAUGACCCAAGCAACCUCCAUGAUGGAAAACAUGGUAGAAGUCGCCCGCGUAAAUUUAGAGAAAGAGAAACUAAAAAUUAGACGUUUAGAGGUAAAUAAACAGAAUACGCAAAGUAAAGUAGAAAACGGUAUACAAACGGUUAAAGAAUCAGAAGUAGAGCCUAAAAAGAAAAAGUUAGAUGAAACAGUCUGUUCAGUCGAGAAAAAUAGAAGUUUAGAGACAAUUAAGAGUGCUUUAGAAGUAGAAUUAAACAGUCAAAGGUUGCAUAUUAGAAGAGAAUAUAAGCUAACGCAAAAAUCUAACUUUGAUCUUUGGAUGGAUUAUUUAAAAUCCGAAUUAAUGAAUAACGAGUUAUUAGAUGUAAUAGAUUCAAACAUUGAUAAUCCAGAAAAUCUUUCCGAAUUAAAAGUUGCUAAGAGAAAAAGUCUAGUUAGAGAUAUAAUAAUCAAUCAUUUAGAUGAAAAUUAUCAUAAAAGGAUUUUACAUGAGAAAGAUCCAAAAGAAAUUUUGAAGAAAUUAAGAAAUUAUAAAAAGAGUGAAGUAAACGUUACUCAUACAUCGUUAGAGGCAGAGACUAAGAGUGAAGUUAGAGAGAAGCUAGAGAAACCAGAGGUUAGAGUGCAGAGGGCUACCGCAGAAGAGCACAAAGAAGUAAAGUGCUACCGAUGCAACAAAUUGGGUCACAUGGCGAAGGACUGCCCACUAGCGGGAUCAGAGGCCUGGUUCUGUUAUUACUGCCAGGAGAUUAGAGGACACAAGGGUGAUAGCUGUCCUAAUGCCGGAGCCCAGACGAACAGAUUUAGAGGAAAAAGGUAUACAAAUAAAACCGUUAAUAAAAAUAUAAAGAAAAAGGGUAGAUUUGCGCAAAGAGGAACAAAAAGAGUAGAUAAUAAAGGGAAAGUAACCAAAAUACAACCAGCCAAGAAAACUAUACCAUCGCAAACAGCAAUUGAAGGAAAACCAAAAGAAG
This is a messenger RNA of Temnothorax curvispinosus, 1404 nucleotides long. RefSeq lists its product as uncharacterized. The annotation marks the transcript as partial. The transcript is spliced from 3 exons. The record is from RefSeq and is a predicted model, not a curated record. Gene Ontology annotation, molecular function: zinc ion binding; nucleic acid binding. Lineage: Eukaryota; Metazoa; Arthropoda; Insecta; Hymenoptera; Formicidae.